AUGGCACAUGUGAUAAACAUCAUUUGCCAGGAUAUUCUGAAAAAUAUAGAUGAAGUUAUUGUGAAAAAUUUUGAGGCAAUAAAAACUUUUUGUUAUUCUGAAUAUGAAACAUUUGGCAACAUUGCCUUGACUAAUGGUGACAAAAAUAAAAUAGAGGAACUAAUUCCUUUAUUAAAGCCAUUCUAUGAAACCACCUUGGAUUUAUCUGGAUCCUCUUAUCCAACUAUUGGCAUGUGUCUUAUGCUAAUGGAAAAUAUACAAAUACAUAUUGAAAAUAUGUUUACUUCCAAUUCUUUCCCCUCUUUUAUUGAUGCACCUUUUACAUUGAAAGUCACAAAAAAAAUUAAUCACUAUAUUCAUACAUUUUUAAGUAUGGAGUCCUAUAUUAGGACUCUAUUAGACCCCAGAAUUAAAAAAGUUCACAUGUUUAAUUUAUUAAAUACUCAUGAAAAUUUUAUUCAAUUUAAAGAAAUAUUUGAAAAAUAUGCAAGCACUUUAUCAAGUGGCAUAAAGUCAAACAAAGAAAUAUCUUUGAGGGAGAGAAUAGCCAGGGAUAGGCUCAUGGGAACUGGGACAUCAGCAGAGAAAGAUGAUAAUGAAAUCCAAAGCUAUUUAUCUGAUAUUUUAUAUCCGACUAACAUACUAGAUUGGUGGGAAGGGAAUCGAUUUCGAAUUCUAGCCAAAAUAGCUAUGGACUAUCUCCCACAACAGGCUACAUCUGUAGCAUGUGAACGGAUAUUUUCCAAAGCUAGUGAUAAAAUAACAAAAAAACGAAAUAGAAUGAAUCCGAAGAUGGUUCAAUCUAUGAUGACACUGGAAUCUUGGAUUAAAAAUGGAUAA
This is a messenger RNA of Gordionus sp. m RMFG-2023, 840 nucleotides long. RefSeq lists its product as uncharacterized. The record is from RefSeq and is a predicted model, not a curated record. NCBI's taxonomy places the organism in Eukaryota, Metazoa, Nematomorpha, Gordioida, Chordodea, Parachordodidae. Gene Ontology annotation, molecular function: protein dimerization activity. Gene Ontology annotation, biological process: regulation of transcription by RNA polymerase II. The transcript is spliced from 5 exons. The coding region runs from base 1 to 840 and encodes 279 amino acids. Gene Ontology annotation, cellular component: nucleus.